This is a messenger RNA of Ilyonectria robusta, 1614 nucleotides long. RefSeq lists its product as uncharacterized. Lineage: Eukaryota; Fungi; Ascomycota; Sordariomycetes; Hypocreales; Nectriaceae. Bases 1 to 1614 code for a protein of 537 amino acids. The transcript is spliced from 6 exons. The record is from RefSeq and is a predicted model, not a curated record.
AUGCCUCUGCAGGGUGGAUCGGCAGUCGGCCGCGUCCGAGAAGGCGAUGCUCCGAUAAAGUCCCGGAAAGCUUGCGUCAAUUGUCGACGGCAAAAGGCCGCUUCAUACAGUUUGUGUGAUGACACCACGUCCACCGUGCCAUUGCCAAUACCACAGCCAAAUGCACAAUUACCAGCACCCGAUCACGCCGUGCUCCGUCGGUUAAAGAGGAUCGAGGACCACAUUGGCCUGCCAGAUAUUGACGAUGAGAUCAUCGUAGAUGCUAGUGAGAGCAUCACACUCGACAGCCAGGAACCUCAAGACCCGUCGCUGGGUCCUUUGUGGCCUGCCAUUCAAGUUCUAAAAUCGAGUUGUUCCACCAACACCACCAAAGAGAUAUGGACAGAGCUGCUCAUAAAACGCUUGUGGCUUACCUUCCACGAUACCAUGCUCGGUCUGCACUUCUUACCCAGCAAACAAACUUUCUCAUCACCAACCCCUUUGCUGCUAGCUUCGAUGCUAUACUGCUCAAGCAUUCGAGGAUCCCAAGACGUUGUUAUGCUGGCACCUGAAUACUUCACUGUACUCUGCAACGCCAUCGCGCAACUUUGUAUGCCGGCGAGUGCAAUCGGCCAGGAUGCAAAGAACCCUGCGCGGGCUGAGGAGUGGGCAUUUCAGACGAUCCUAGGCAUCAUCCUUUCGGGUCUUUUGAGGGAGGGUAUCAGCAAGGAGACCGGCAUCUGGAUAUCCGUUGCUUAUCGGCUGAUUCUCGAACACUGUCCACCUAUCAUGGAUGAAAGGUCACUUGAAUGGCAGAGGCUUUUCACUGGGCUGCAGAUUGUUGAUCUCGAGCAUGCAUCCAUAUACCUAUCCUGCCCAGCGAUCCCAAUAAUUGCACCAUUCCCGCGACUUCGCAUCUCUCUGCAAGAUCAACUCUACAGACUGUCACGAAUGAUGCACACAGGCUUGACUCAUUUCACCGGGCGAGGUCUGCCAACUAUUUGGUCUUGUUUUUCUGGAGAGCUUGCAGUGGCGAUUGAUCCCGCCGUUUCCUUCAGCGAUGUCGACGCGGCGGUCAUACGAGACUGGGCACGCCAACUUGACGACUGGCUGGUCGAAUUCGGUGCCCGGAACGACGAGCCGGAAAAUGAGAGGAAACUCGUUUUUAGACAAUAUGUCCUGCAUCGCGUUCUCGUCCUCUCCAUCUACCUGCCUGCCAGGGGCAGCGACCUAUUCUCCGACACGACACCCAAGGAGCAACAUGAACUGCUCGUUUCCGCUCGGGCGGCUGUCAAACUCCAGCUCGUUGACUCUUCAAUCUGGUCUAAUUUUGACCUCGUCGUCAUUACUUGGGCUGCUCUGAUUGUCAUGCAGGGAGUCGAAGGUGGAGUAGGAGAACCUGACGAUCUAGAGAAUGUGCGAGUACACUUGGCGGGCCUCCACGAAAAGCAAAACUCGAGUCUUCACGAGUUGCUUGCCGGCUGCCUGGACCAAAAGCUGCAAGCUUUGAGCACCCCAAUAUUUGGCGACGACGGGGGCUUCCACCUUGACGGUAGUCUUGACAGGUCCUGGUACAUCUUUAACCAAUCCAGCUUACAGACUGGGUACGAACUGUUUUCUUUUGAUGGUGUGUAA